Culex quinquefasciatus (southern house mosquito) is the source of this 3195-nucleotide messenger RNA. Its product is annotated as protein argonaute-3. The coding region runs from base 167 to 2995 and encodes 942 amino acids. Gene Ontology annotation, molecular function: piRNA binding; protein binding. Gene Ontology annotation, cellular component: P granule. The transcript has 4 exons. NCBI's taxonomy places the organism in Eukaryota, Metazoa, Arthropoda, Insecta, Diptera, Culicidae. Gene Ontology annotation, biological process: regulatory ncRNA-mediated gene silencing. The record is from RefSeq and is a predicted model, not a curated record.
UUGCGCUGCUCUCCUUUGAGUUGUUGAACUUCUUUCAUCGCGAAAGAGUCUAAAAGUUUUUUCUUGAAAAAACAAGAUUUUGGAUGAAAUUUUACCAUUUUUGACGAAUAUUCGAGAAGGAACCACCACUCGAAUAGUUUUUAAGUGCCCCUAAACCCGCGCAGCGAUGUCUUCCCGGUUGAAUCUGGUGCGGACGCUGCUGAGCCAGUCCAGCUCGUCGGAGGACCGAGGUUCCGGCGGAACCAGUGCAGAAGCUUCGGCGGACACCGGCUUCCAGACGCGCACGCCGGAGACGACACCGAACUCGCAGCGCAAAAUCAUCGGCCGUGGCCAGCCGGCUGGUAGCGUUCCGACGAUCGGAACGAGCGGGCUGGACUCUUCGGAGUCGGACAAUCAGGCAAGUGUGGUGUCGUCGAACGUUGGACCCACGCUUUCGGGUCGUGGUCGGGCCCAGUUUAUUCAGGGGCUGUUGAAGCAGCCGCUGGAGUCCGGGCGGUCGAUUCCGACGGUGGCGGAUGAUUCGGCCAGUACGAUUUCGUCCGCGCCGGCCGUGUCGAUUCUGGGGGCGGGGCGUGGGCGGUUCAUGCAGCAGUUGAUGAACACUCGUGCGGACGAGCCGAGCGUUAGCGACGAGAGCAAGACUCAGCUGACGGAGCAAAUGUCGCAGAUUACGAUCGCCGAAACGGUGCAGACGGUAGAGCGGGAACCGGUGAAGCGAAUGGGAACGAAGGGCACACCGGUACAGCUCAUGACCAAUUACAUUAGGAUUGCUUGCGAUCCGGAUCGUGGUCUGUACGAGUACGAAGUGCGCUUCAACCCGGAAGUGGACUCGAAAGUGGCGCGAUCGAAGUACAUCAACCAGCAUCGAGAGGUGAUUGGGAAUGCUAAGACGUUUGACGGGGUUAAGCUGUUCCUGCCGAAGAAGCUGCCCAACGUGGAAACAAUUCUGCAGUCGGAAAACGAAGUCGACGGACACACGGUCACGAUUCGGUUGAUGUACAAACGGAAGCAGCGGAUGUCGGAGAACAUCCAGUUCUACAAUAUUCUCUUCCAGCGGAUUAUGAAGGUGCUCAAGAUGAUAGAGAUGGGGCGGAAGAACUUCGAUCCGUCCGCGCCGAAGCUCAUCCCACAGCACCGGCUGGAAAUCUGGCCGGGUUACGUGAGCGCCGUCGACGAGUACGAAGGUGGGCUGAUGCUGAAUCUGGACGUUUCGCAUCGCGUUCUGCUGCAGACCACCGUGCUGGACCACAUCCGUACAAUCGCCAAAAGCAAUCCAAGCGACUGGAAGAACCUUGUCACCAAGUCACUGCUCGGGGCCGUCAUCCUGACCCGGUACAACAACAAAACGUACCGCAUCGACGACAUCAUCUUCGACCAGAACCCGACGAUGACGUUCAUGUCCAGCAACCGGCAGCAGCAAAUCUCGUACGUCGAGUACUACAAGCAACAGUACAACAUCACAAUCCACGAUCUAAAGCAGCCGCUGCUGAUUCACCGCAAGGAGCGUCGCAUCGCCGGCCAGGACAAACCGCAGGAGCUGAUGAUGUGCCUCAUUCCGGAGAUAAGCUACCUGACCGGACUCACCGACGAGAUGCGAAACGACUUCAAAGUGAUGCGUGACAUUGCGGCCUUCACACGGGUCUCUCCGAACCAGCGACUCAACAGUAUGCGCCAGUUUUGCUACAACGUCAACCAAAACAAGGAGGCGCGUGAAAUCCUCGAAGUUUGGGGCCUCAAGCUGGACAUGGAACCGCUCGUCAUGAAGGGCCGCGCCUUCGAGGAGGAAAAAGUCAUCUUCGGCAACGCCCAAGUCGGCGUCGGCAAGGCCGGUGACUUCAACCGAGCCGUCACAAGCAGCAACAUGCUCAGCGCCAUCCCAAUCCGCAAGUGGCUGCUCGUGCACACCAACAAGGACAUGAAGAUCGCCAAGUCCUUCAUGGACUGCGUGCAGCGCAGCUGUCGACCCAUGGGAAUCGAAGUGGACACCCCCGCCAUCGAAGUCCUGCCCACCGACAAAACCGAACUGUACGUGCAACUCCUGCGCACCAAAAUCCGCCAAGACACCCAAAUCGUCGUCAUCAUCUGCCCGACGUCCCGCGACGAUCGGUACGCCGCCAUCAAGCGAAUCUGCUGCUCGGAAAUCCCCGUCCCGUCCCAGGUCAUCAACGCGCGAACGCUCGCCAACGAGGCGAAAAAUCGCGCCAUCGUGCAGAAGAUCCUGCUCCAGAUGAACUGCAAACUGGGCGGAACGCUGUGGAGCAUCAAGAUCCCGUUCCAGAACGUGAUGAUCGCCGGCAUCGACACCUACCACGACCCGAAGCAGAAGAGCAACUCGGUGUCGGCGUUUGUGGCGUCGCUGAACGGGGAGUACACGCGUUGGUACUCGCGCGCCUGCAUCCAGAGCAAGAAGGAGGAGUUUAUGAACGGGCUGUGCGCCUCGCUGGAGAAGUCGCUGCGCGCGUACGAGAAGCUGAACGGGGUGCUGCCGCAGAAGAUUAUCAUCUUCAGAGACGGCGUCGGCGACGGUCAGCUGCGAAUGUGCUCCGAAUACGAGAUUCCGCAGCUGAUGGAGGCGUGCAAGCUGGUCGAACCCAACUAUUGUCCGGAGCUGGCCUUCAUCGUGGUUCAGAAGCGCAUCAACACCCGAAUGUUCCGGAUUGACGGCCAAUCGAACCUGAACAACCCGAACCCGGGCACGGUGCUGGACCACACGGUGACGCGGCGAAACCACUUUGAUUACUUUCUGGUGCCGCAGUCCGUGCGACAGGGCAGCGUUUCGCCGACGCAUUACAUCGUGGUGCACAACCAGCCCGACUACAGCCCGGACGUGCUGCAGCGGCUGAGCUACAAGCUGUGCUACCUGUACUACAACUGGCCCGGAAGUGUGCGCGUGCCGGCCUGCUGUCAGUACGCCCACAAGAUGGCCUACCUGAUUGGCCAAUCCGUGAAGCGCAAUCCGGACGAGGUGCUGAACGAUAAGCUGUUCUACCUGUAGAGUGGGCAGAUUUUGUUUUUCGUUACUUAUCGGACCGCGCAGUUAUCACACAUUUUCCCAUUUUCAUUUUAUGUUACCAUUAACAUCGAUUGUUACUUUUUUGGACAAGUUCUGAUUUUUUUGUUCAGUUUAUGAGAAGAUCGUUUUGUUUUUCCUUUCGUGUGUUGGAAUCUCUCACAGUAAUACACACACAUACUACA